AAAACGAAAGUGCCGUUUUAACAGUGUCAGUAUUGAUCAGUACAUAGUCGGAUCUGGAACAACUGAUAAGUAUUAGACCUUCCUGGCCAGAUCAAAAACGUAAAGGUGUUGAUAUUACCAAUACUGAGCAUAGGAAUGUAUUUCUAAAAAGGAUACUUGAGCAAUGUGGUCGGGAAGUUACAAACGGCCUACGGAUGAUAUGGCUUACAAAGCAAGGGCCAAACGACAAAAAACUGGCAGUGAGAGAGAUGAAAGGAAGCGGUUCAUUGACGGCAUGUAUGACAGACUAUCUCUUGAUGCGGACGAUAAAAAGAAGUCAAGGGCUUAUGUUGAUAAAAUACUUGGAGAAAUCAUUAGCCACGUCAGAAAGCAGGAGGAUGGCAAUGUAUAUGGACAUCAAAUCAUAAAGGCAGGAAGUUACCCCAUCAAUGCGAAAAUUGGUGAAGCAGACGAAUUUGACACCAAUAUACUUCUAAACAUAAAACCAAAACGUGUUUACUGCAGAGGGCAGGCCAUUUUUUAUAUGUUCAUGGAAGUCGGUAAUCAGAGUGCACAUGCGUCUAGCAUGUCCACUGACCUUAAGCUCGUCAAGACAGAUGAUGGUGAAGGUAUACCAGAUGGAUACGCUGUUGUUAGAGUUCACAAGAGUGAGAUACCGACAAAAUUUGUACAUUAUGCAGAGACAUCCUCCAGAUUUCUCCAAACGGAAUCAGCAACAAGUCCAAACUUCCUAUCAUUCCCAACAACAUUUUCCAACGUCCUAUAUGGAGGUGCGCACUACCAGCCAAACUAUUUCAAUCCAUGUUCACCGGCAUCCUUCCUGUCUUCAGGGGAACCGUCUUACUUCUUACCCAGAGAACUAACAGAUACAGUGGUAAUUAACACUCAUUCUGACUGUAUUCACAUAAUUCCACGAGAUGUGAAACAGGACCUGCAUCAAAGAAUAAAGAAGGCCAGGAAUGAAUUGGGUUUGAAAGAGGUCAACAUCAAAAACACGGCACAAGGUCCAGCGUUAACGCUUACGAUAUCUCCAAACAGAGCAUUGGGUAUCAGUCACGAAAUAAGUGUAGAUGUCACAGUUUCCUUGAAAUGUUCAGCCAAGCUUGACUUUGAAGAUUUUGGAUGGCCAAGAGCAAAAACGAGAGAAGCAUUUGAUGAAGACGUCAUUGAUGCUGCAAUAGAAGCCGGAAUUCAUCUGGUUCCCAAAAAGGAUCAAUUUUGGUCUAUAUCAUACUCACGUGCUGAAAGGGCACUCUUAUCAAGUAUUGACAGAGAGUUUGGAUGUAGAAAGCGUGUGCUUAAGUUACUGAAGAAGUAUGUUGAGAAAUGCAAAUUUUGUUCAACAAGCAAACUGCCUGGAAUUAGUUCACACAUUCUGAAGACGCAGGUGCUUUGGUCAUGUGAGAUGCAUGCAGACGACGCAAACGACUACUGGAAUUAUGAAAACAGGGACAUAUGCCUUAUGAAUACAAUGAUGGAACUGGAAAAUUCUUUAAGACGAAGAGAAAUUCCAGAAUAUUUCAACGAGUCUCUCAAUGUACUUCGCGGAAAGGAUCCUAGUGUACUUGAUGAACUUGCAAACUAUUUAAACAAUGAAUUGAGGGAGAUAAAACAUUCAAAUGAAUUGAGAACAUUUUAAAUUGUCAACAAAUUAACAGUUGAUUUAAGGACAGUUAGAUACAUAGUUACUCACUGCCUUACAUCUUAAUUAUUUUCAGUUUUCAUCAAGACAGCUCUUCGAUCAGUUUAAUAUAACUAUGUUUUGUGUUGUUGAAAACCUCAUUUCGAGGGCUCAGAGUGAAACUAGUCUAAAUAUAUAUAGAAAUAGAAGCAGAUAGACUAGUUUCGCUCUGAGCCCUCGAUUUACUGUGGACAUAUCAAGAUACUUUUAGUUUAUGAAUCCUACGGACAAUGUGGAUGCCAGUCAAAGUGAACUAAUUAUCCCUUUAGGUGUGCAAUGUCUAACAAUGUGUUAAGUAAAUGGCUCCAUUUAAGGUCGGCUGUUGUAAAUGUCUUAUGUCCGAUGUCCGUCCAAUGCUUGCCAGUAAGUUUUAGAUUAAAAUGACCCGUCACCUAAAUUGAUAUGAAUGACAUUUGUUCAUAAACAAAAUGUGAUACUUUCACAAGUCCAAGUGUAAAACUGUGUACCUACCCUGACCGUACUUAUAAAGUACAUCGGAUGGUUUAUUGAAGUUAACAUUAUGAUCAGAAACGACUACGGAUUUUUGGAACACUACAUGUACAUUUUUGACCAUAGACAGAAGACUGAAUAUGUCAUUAUAUUUUCCGCAGUACUAUAUUCGAAUCACUGAUUCAUUGUCAUUCCUAACAACACAUACACAAUGAAUGUAUUACUAAUGUAUUACUAGGCACUGGCGGCCUAGAGAAUACAUCAAACCGCUCCGCGCCUGUAACAAAUACAGACAUAUUAUUUCUAUCGGGUUGUAGGUAACUUGAGAUUUACACUCAAUUUGAAGUCUUCCAAUGGCAUACAGGCGUAGCAAGUCCCAUGUUUUACUGGGAUUUACACUCACUGAGGGAUAUAAUUCAUUGCUACAUUUCAGUGUAAGUAAACAAAAGCUAUUAAAUAGCUCUAAAGCAACUAUCUGGGCUAUUCUUUGGUCUUAUUCUGAAGCAAAAAAAAAAAAUGUGGUUUGAUAUAAUGUCAGACUAAUAAAAUCGUAUAUCAUACCUAAUCCAAUUUGCUGCCUUAUUGGCGAAAUUGUCUCCCUUGAAAACAGCUUAUCGAGUGUAUCGGUCAUUUUACGCCUAUUGAAAUAUAGAAGGAUCUUUAACACAUCAAAUGACAUCAAAAGCAUUCUCUGACAAUAUUUAUUAAGUCGGUCUCAUUUCUGGACAUGUCAAAAACCUAUAAACAUUGUGUAUGUGUUGUUAGGAAUGACAAUGAAUCAGUGAUUCGAAUAUAGUACUGCGGAAAAUAUAAUGACAUAUUCAGUCUUCUGUCUAUGGUCAAAAAUGUACAUGUAGUGUUCCAAAAAUUUUGUAAAUAGAUUAAAUUUUAAAAGAAAUCUGUUGAAGUUUUCAUUUUUUUAAUGUAGAGAUCAUUUCUUUCAUUGCUGCCUGGCAAACAUUCAUCAUCAGAUUUCAUCAUCAUCUUUAUUAUCAUCGGUCAUGCUGUCACUGUCAGUGGCACUGAAGUCUUCCAAUGGCAUACAGGCGUAGCAAGUUUUCUGAAAAUAGAUCCAUGUUU
Molecule: messenger RNA, 3211 nt
Organism: Mercenaria mercenaria
Lineage: Eukaryota; Metazoa; Mollusca; Bivalvia; Venerida; Veneridae
Exons: 6
Coding region: 164-1639 (491 amino acids)
Source: RefSeq, a predicted model, not a curated record